AUGUUUUUGGUUUCGUUUAGUAGUCUCCCUAUUAGUCAUCGGGGCGGUCUCGAUAUACCUGCAGUCUUCUACUCGUUCUCGUUUGCGCAAAAUCCAAACUGGACUUCUUUCCACCCGCCCGGCAGAGAAAUUGUACAGUACUACCAUGAAGUCUGCGAAAAGUACAAAAUCACGGACAAAUUCGAGCUCAACACAGACAUUGAAAGUUGCAGAUGGCUAGAAGACGAGGGCCUGUGGGAAGUUACGCUGCGCCGCAUGGUAGCAGGCAUGGGCGACCUCUCGUCCAAGGAUCGCAUCAAGAUUAUUCAAGAGAAGGGCGAGCAGGCUGUCUAUGCUGAGACAGAGGUAGUUAGGGCAAAGGUCGUGCUGAGCUGCGUGGGCGGUCUCGUUGAGCCCAGGGGCUGGCCCAAGGACAUCAAGGGCAUCGAGAACUUCAAGGGCAACAUGUUUCAUUCGGCGCGAUGGGACGACACAAUCGACUUUACCGACAAGAACGUGGUUGUAGUGGGAACGGGAUGCAGCAGUGCCCAGCUCGUCCCACGCCUCACAGAGGCCCCGUAUAACGCCAAAUCAGUCACCCAGCUCAUGCGAUCCCCACCAUGGGUGGCGCCCGCCUUCCAUCCUCCAGGCGGCGAUGUAUGGUGGGAGAAGCAUGGACGGACGAUUAUGAAAGGCGUACCCGGGCUGAAAGAGCUGAUUCGCUUCUCCACCUUUUUCCUCGCAGAAGUCACCUUCUUCAGUAUGUUUCCAAACACGCCCUUUGCGGCUCGACAGCGACGCCUCUACGAGCAGGACAUGCUCAAGCGCAUGCGCCACACUGUCCCGGAGAAGUACUGGGAGAUGCUGACGCCAGACUACGGCGUCGGAUGCAAGCGCCGCAUCUUCGACAAGCGCUGGCUGAAAAGCCUCAACGAUCCCAAGAUCCAUCUUACCACGCAGCCCAUGAACCGCGUGACAGAGACGGGUGUCGUCAUCGGCCCCGGCGUAACAUACCCGCACACCGCAAAGCAAGACGACUAUCCCGAGCGCGAAGUCCCAGCCGAUAUCAUUGUGCUCGCCAACGGCUUCGACACGACACGCUGGCUACAUCCCCUCAAGGUCAUUGGCAAAGACGGAAAGGAUCUAGUUCAAGUUAUGGAAGACCGAGGAGGCGCCCAGGCCUAUCAAGGCAGCGCCAUGGACGGCUUUCCAAACUUCAUGAUGAUUUUCGGGCCAAACACUGCGACUGGCCAUUCCAGCGUCGUAAUGGCGAGUGAAAACAUGGUCAACUACUCGCUCAACUUUGUCCGCCUCCUCCUCAACGACGACGCCCGCACCGUCGACGUCAAGCACGAGGCCGAAGUCGCCUACACAAACGAGAUGCAGAACGCGCUCAAAAACACCGUCUGGCGCAGCGGCUGCUCCAGCUGGUACUUUACCGAGAACGGGUGGAACUCGACCGUGUACCCCUUCUCGCAAGUCGACUUCUGGCGCCGCUGCACAUGGGUCAAGUGGAACGACUGGAACAUCGAGUACACGAGCAAAGGCCUCGCCAAGCUGAGGCUGCGCAAGCUGCUCAAGACACUGGCGUUCGUGCUGGCUAUAGGCGGCGCGUGGAAGCUCAGGAGCAGUGGCUUGGGAGUUGCGGAGUUGAAGGAGUUGGCGAGGGGUGUCGUGCAGAGCUCACUGGCCAAGGCCAUGCAGACGAUGAACCGGAUACAGAAUGCCGUCUUGUAG
Messenger RNA from Exserohilum turcica Et28A, 1716 nucleotides. RefSeq lists its product as uncharacterized. The coding region runs from base 1 to 1716 and encodes 571 amino acids. Gene Ontology annotation, molecular function: NADP binding; flavin adenine dinucleotide binding; N,N-dimethylaniline monooxygenase activity. The record is from RefSeq and is a predicted model, not a curated record. The transcript is spliced from 3 exons. Lineage: Eukaryota; Fungi; Ascomycota; Dothideomycetes; Pleosporales; Pleosporaceae.